Neoarius graeffei (lesser salmon catfish) is the source of this 4007-nucleotide messenger RNA. RefSeq names its product arrestin domain containing 3a (gene arrdc3a). The record is from RefSeq and is a predicted model, not a curated record. The coding region runs from base 229 to 1473 and encodes 414 amino acids. Gene Ontology annotation, cellular component: cytoplasm. Lineage: Eukaryota; Metazoa; Chordata; Actinopteri; Siluriformes; Ariidae. The transcript is spliced from 8 exons. Gene Ontology annotation, biological process: protein transport.
CAGAGCGACCAAACUCGCUUGUCUUUCAUAGCGGACCGCUGAGGACGUGUCUUGUGUCAGAGCCGCGAUAACAGCAUCCUUUUGCUGUUAUUCAGCUCUUGCACAUCAAUGACACUAAACAGUGUUGCGACGUGCUUUUUUCAUACGAGAUUAUUUUCAUAGACUUGUGUUUUUUUUUUUCUACAGAAUUUUGUACAUCAUCGAGAUUGUUUUUCUUUUCUUGUCGCCAUGGUGCUAGGAAAAGUCAAGAGCUUCGUUGUAAGCUAUGACUGUCACAACGACAGCAAUGUCCCUGUCUUCUCCAGCGGGGACUGUGUCUCAGGAAGAGUCUUCAUCGAAGUGACCGGAGAAAUCCGUGUCAGGUCUCUGAAAAUCCACGCCAAGGGGCUGGCGAAAGUGCGUUGGACUGAAUCGCGAAAUGCUGGAUCCAACACUGCCUACACUCAGAAUUACACAGAAGAAGUGGAGUAUCUCAGUCACAAAGACAUCCUUAUUGGCCAUGGAAGAGAUGACGAUAACUCUGAGGAAGGUCUCACCACAAUUCAUUCAGGAAGACAUGAGUAUGCAUUUAGCUUUGAGCUUCCACAAACACCUUUGGCUACCUCUUUCGAAGGGAAGCAUGGCAGUGUGCGUUACUGGGUGAAAGCAGAGCUGCACAGACCAUGGCUUCUGCCCAUGAAGACCAAGAAAGAGUUCACCGUUUUUGAACACAUCGACAUUAACACUCCCCUUUUGCUGUCUCCACAGGCAGGCACGAAAGACAAGACACUAUGCUGCUGGUUCUGCACCUCAGGUCCAAUCUCCCUAAGUGCCAAAAUUGAAAGGAAGGGUUACACCCCAGGAGAAUCAAUCCAGAUCUUCGCUGAAGUUGAGAACUGUUCCUCGCGCAUGGUCGUGCCAAAGGCUGCCAUCUACCAAACCCAGACCUUUUAUGCCAAAGGGAAGAUGAAGGAGAUCAAGCAAUUGGUGGCCAACACCCGUGGCGAGUCUCUGCCUUCUGGCAAGACAGAGACGUGGAAUGGGAAGUUGCUGAAGAUCCCUCCCAUGUCACCGUCCAUCCUGGACUGCACCAUCAUUCGAGUGGAGUAUUCGCUCAUGGUCUACGUGGACAUUCCAGGAGCUAUGAACUUGUCCCUCAACUUGCCCCUGGUAAUUGGCACUAUCCCCCUGCACCCAUUUGGCAGCCGCACAUCCUCUGUUAGCAGCCAGUGUAGCAUGACCAUGAACUGGCUCGGCAUGAGUCUCCCAGAGAGACCUGAAGCUCCACCAGCUUAUGCAGAGGUGGUCACAGAGGAACAGAGACAAAGCUGCCUGGAAGUGUCCUCGGGCCGUGAAGACUUUGACGGCCCACUGUUUGCCUACAUCCAAGAGUUCCGCUUUCAGCCUCCUCCUCCAUAUUCUGAGAUUGAUCCAAAUCCAGAUCAAACCAGACAGCCAGAGGAGCAGAGGCCUGACACAUGCCCAUCACGCUGAAAAGCUCAUAGCACCAGCUCAGAGCAGUCGUGCCCUUCAAACUUUCAACUUUCAGUUUUUUCCUGGAGACGACGAGUGCACGAGCACUGCUGUCGACGCCGAGAGAAAACGAACAUGCAGGAGGAGGACAGUAAAGUGCAGGAAGUCGCUGCUGUGUCACUUCAUUCCUGCCACAGGGAAGUGUGAUCACAUUGCUCAUCUGUGUCGAUCCCUGUGGACAGAUGCACCUGAUUGGACUGCGACGCCAGGAUUUAAUCAGCCUAGUUUCUGUUGUCCUCUUGCUUCUUUCUGUAACCAUGGCACAAAGUAAGGUUCUGUAGUGCAGAGCUACCUGGAGACAGACAAAUAUGCAGAGGACACACUAUAGCUACCACCUGCAGUACAAAGGAGAGAAAACUAGAAUCUCUUGCUUAUGUUGUGGAUUUUUGCACAUCUUUUUUUUUUAGCUUGAGUUAUAAGGCUCAAUUUGAAAAUCUUUUUUUUUUUUUUUCCACUGUCUUGGUCUAAUAUGACUAAAUCAUUGCAGGCUUGUUUCGAUUUAUCUGCACAGCUUGCUGAGAAUAAAUUCAGAGACAGAAAUCUGACAUUCAGAGACUCGAAUCCUGCUCUGAUCUACUUUUUGUUCUUAGGUGGUUCUGUUUUUCUUAAUUGCGUUCCCUCCUAAGGACAUGCUGAUGACAAACUGCGUCCAGUGGCAUACACCACCUGAAAGGCUCUUCACGCUUGGCAUUGUUGCCUGUGUGACUUGUAAUAGCAGUGUGACUUUUUUUUUUUUUUUUCCUCCCCCCUUCCUGUUCACAUGGACACCAUCUAUAGGUUUUAAACAUAGAAUGCCUUCAAGUCAAUCUCCGUUUGUUUGGGGAUUAUGCUCUAGCGCAUGUUUUGUGGUAGAGAACAGAAGAUAUUUGCCACUUGCAUGCGUAGGCAGUGGGGAGAGAUAAAACAGGGUGGAACCCAGCAGUUCGCCUGCAGAAGGCCUGAACAGUUUGUUGCCUUUCUAUUUGUAGUGUAAUACAGUGCAGGAUUCUAUAUAGUACUGCCUAAAAAGUACUCAGACUCAGGAGAACUUCUCACUUGCCAAAAGGUUGGAAACAAAAAAAAAAUCUAUAUGAAAGACUGUUUCAAUUGCACUGUUUGAAAGCAAAAAAGGAUGUAGGUGAGACAAUAAUGUAGAUUAGAUUAACCGAACAGACAAGAUAAUGCACAAGGCAGCUUUCUAAGACGAACGACAUUCCCUUUUUGUCCUGCUUUCCUUCAAGACCUUUUUUUUUGUCGCAACAUUCCUCCAGGCCAGUGAUGGCAGAUAUGAUUUCAGAACAAUGACUGCGACUCCAAAAGGACCCACGAAGAAAUUUGAAGUAGCCAAACUGUGGCUCGAACCGUGUUGAAAUGAGGCAUACAUUAGUUUUUGGAACUCAUUCAACAACUACGUUAAUGCUCCACAUCUGUGCAGUAAUAAUGUAGCACCUGGUGGGUGUUUAUUUUAUUUUUUUUUUUAAUGAAAUAUAAAGGUUAAUCAUAUCUCACUGAGGUCUGGAGGAAGAUUGCUAUUCAACCAUCUCCCAGUGAAAAAGGUUUAAGCAGUGUUUGAUACAUCGCUUACAUUCACAACCUUUUGAAAUGACUCCAUGGAUGAUCGUAGCCGAUGUGUGCGCGUGUAUGUGUCGUUUGUGGUUUCUGUAAGGGGUGUGUAGGAUUCGGUGAGUUUUUGACUUCUGCUUUAAACGUACACAGACUCAUUAAAGUGGUCUUAUCAUAGUGGCCUUGAAGAACUGACCUGGUUCAUCACUCCCAUUCAUUACAACUUAAAACCUUCUGACUGUCUCUGUGUCGUCUGAAGCGUGUUUAUGUUUAAAAGGACAAAAAGGGAAAACCAAAUAGUCCUUCAAAGCGAGCACUGAUCCCCAGACAUGCCACUCUGAUUUGCUAUGGCUUAACUCCAUGUUUUGUGAUGACUAGCUUUGAUUACCAUUACGGGCAUUUAAGGCUUGGUUCCUGGUCAGACGACCAGCAGCAGUUCUGUUUCUCUCACCUGGCUUUAUUUUGGGAACAAUAGCUGUGGUUUAGCACACCUAUAGAGACCUGGGUUGCUAGUGGACGGAAUAGAUGUCACUAUUCUGAGACAAUUCAUUUCUUGUUUGUGUUCAUUUUAGUUUUUGGUAAUCUACACCUGGUAAAAUCACAACUGGCAAGUGAUUUUUGGGCCUUAGGCAAAAAUAAUAAGCUUAAACUUUAAUGCUCCCCCUUUCAUGGUCGGUCACUUCCUGUGCUUGGCCUUCCAUGUAGUCCAGUGUUAAAGCUAAACCCUUCACUCUCUCUGAGGAAUGAAUGAAGUUGGGGUUUUUUUUUUUGUUUGUUUUUUAUUAUUAUUAAAUAGAACCAAAGUGCAAUAUUUUCUGACAUUUGGUAUAACCUUUUGUGUUUUUAUUCAGUGAUCAUCAACACUACAUAACCAACAAAUUUCUGUUCGGAAUGGUCUUGAACUUGUCUUCGUUCUUCCUUGGAGCUAAAUAAAACUUUUCCAAGCAUUAAAA